AUGCUUUUCACUUUUAUCGAUUCUCUCAAGGCGCUCGUGCAAGCCAUCAAGGGUAAUCCUCUGCGGCGCAAUGGUCAUUUACGCCUCUAUCGGCAACCUGACUACGGCCAAGUACGACGCAUCAGUCCCAGCGACGUCCCGGAAGACUGGAAAUGCACAAAGGCUUUGCGUACCUCACACAGAGUUGAGAACGAGCCCCUGAGAACUUUAUUUGUCCUGACCAGUGACAAAGAGGUGAAAUCGUUGCCUUUUAUUAACUACAUGGAGGAACUUUAUGGUCAUGAGAUAAAGACCAUUACUAUCAAACCCCCGACACGUUGGCCGCAACCUCGGGGACGGGAGACUCUGAGGUGGGGAUUGCGUCGCAUCGAGGAUGCUAUAACAUCUAUCGAAGCUGACGACACCCUACUGGAAGAGAUCCGCAGCUAUCAUCGUGUGUUCAUCCAUUCGUCGGAGAGCGGUAUAACAGAACGCUGGAAGUUCCUCAAUGCUCUUCUAUCGCAGCUUGUCACUAGAUCAUCUAUAUGGCGUCUGAUCCGCACACUGCUACCUUUCACCGUCAACUUCGACUUCCCAUUUGUUUCCAUCUACGAUGCAGGGGAAGCAAAAUACGAGCACCUCGCUGUAGGCCAGGGGCCCGGUGUUCAAGAAGAGCUGUGGAAAUAUAGCGGACAGGACGGGGAAGAGCCUACCUACGGAAGUGCUGUGCAUCAUGUCUUUCCAGAUAUUGAUAGUAAAAACUGGCACAGAUUUGUCUCUCGGGAUCGUUCUGAGUAUCAAGUGGAACCCACUAGAGCGUGGGAGCACGUGGUGCCUUCUUGA
Aspergillus melleus is the source of this 822-nucleotide messenger RNA. RefSeq lists its product as uncharacterized. The record is from RefSeq and is a predicted model, not a curated record. Lineage: Eukaryota; Fungi; Ascomycota; Eurotiomycetes; Eurotiales; Aspergillaceae. Bases 1 to 822 code for a protein of 273 amino acids. The transcript has a single exon.